Messenger RNA from Spizellomyces punctatus DAOM BR117, 975 nucleotides. RefSeq lists its product as uncharacterized. Gene Ontology annotation, molecular function: phosphatidate phosphatase activity. The record is from RefSeq and is a predicted model, not a curated record. The coding region runs from base 1 to 975 and encodes 324 amino acids. The transcript is spliced from 3 exons. NCBI's taxonomy places the organism in Eukaryota, Fungi, Chytridiomycota, Chytridiomycetes, Spizellomycetales, Spizellomycetaceae. Gene Ontology annotation, biological process: phospholipid metabolic process.
AUGACUCGCCCGCACCAUCAUAAUAGACCACAUUAUCAUCAAGGUGCAACGUCGGCUACCCCGCUCCUGUAUCCGUCCGCCCGACAUCCGCCACCACAAGUUUCACGUCCUUUCUUCCACCCUCUGUACAUACUUGAUUACCUCUUCACCUUCUUGCUCCUCGGCUUCUCCCUGUAUCUUGAUGCAGUUCCAGAACCUUUUCAUCGCGAGUUUCAGCUGAAUGACCCCGACAUUGCAUACCCGCGAAAAGGCGAAAGCGUUUCGAGGACAAUGAGUUGGGUCAUGGCUUUGGGCGGUGCAAUGCUGGUAGUAACUUUGGUGUGGGUCGUGAGGCUUGUAUGGUCUUUCAAAGGGGGAGAUGAGGAAGACUGGUGGUCAAAGGAAGAAGGUGCUGACGAAAAGCAGUGGUGGAUGGAGGUGGUUUUGAAAGACGUUCAUCAUGCCUUGUUGGGGACAUUCUUGUCUGUCACAUUGACAUUCUUCAUGGUCACUGUAACGAAAUUGCUCGUUGGACGGCUACGUCCUGAUUUUUUGGCUCGAUGUCAGCCAGAUCCCAUAACUUUAAAUUGUCGCUCUAACGAUACGUCUGAGAUUCGAAAAGGGCACAUGUCGUUUCCGUCCGGUCACGCUUCUCGAACAGCGGCGGGACUUGGGUUCGCAUGUUGGUAUUUGGUGGCGGCCUUGGGUGUAGGAUGUUUUGAUGGACGAAGGCCUGAAGGACGUGUGUGGAGAGUGUUGAUUUGUACACUGCCGCUACUGGUUGUUUUGUAUGUGGCGGUAUCCCGACUUCAGCAGAAUAUGCAUCAUUGGGAAGAUGUCUCAGUUGGGGCUUUGCUUGGAUUUACGAUUUCAUACAUAUGCUAUCGGUUUUAUUAUCCCAGUAUUUGCGAAGGGAAAGGCCUGGCGGGACGACCAAAGGGAGGCGAAGGAAAGGGCCCGCAAGGGGAGGCCAGCGAGGAACGACCUGAUGUGUAG